AUGCAGCCGGGCGAGGACACGUGCCCGUGUCUCUGCAUGGCAAACAGGGCCCCGGGGCACGGCUACGGGGAUGUCUCCGCCGGCGAGCUGUGCCUGGCAGGGCAGUGCCCCGCCGUGCUCCGGAGCCGGAGCGGCUGCGGGAUGCGGGGGGAAAAGGGACGCGAGAGCCCAUCCCGGUCCCGCCUGGCUCCCGGGCACGCGGGACACCUCCGGGGACACGCAGCGGGGCGGGAAGGGCAGGGCGGGGGUGGCACCGAGAGAGCGGGGGACGCGGGGGACACGGGGGAUGCAGAGGGUGAGGGGGAUGAGGGAGAUGCGGGGGACGCGGGGGACACGGGGGAUGCGGGGGACACGGGGGAUGCAGAGGCGGAUGAGGGGGAUGCAGAGGAUGCGGGGGAUGCGGGAGAUGCGGGGGAUGCUGAGGAUGAGGGGAAUGAGAAGGAUGCGGAGGAUGAGGGGGAUGCAGGGAUGCGGGCGCUGCGCGGCGCGUCCUGCAGAGGGGGAUCGGGCACCGGCCAGCAGGUGCGGCACCGCGGAGAGCCGGGAACGCGCCCGGGCUCCUGCCCUUCUCGCUGGGGUUAG
Oenanthe melanoleuca is the source of this 582-nucleotide messenger RNA. RefSeq lists its product as uncharacterized. Lineage: Eukaryota; Metazoa; Chordata; Aves; Passeriformes; Muscicapidae. The coding region runs from base 1 to 582 and encodes 193 amino acids. The transcript has 2 exons. The record is from RefSeq and is a predicted model, not a curated record.